AUGCCUGUCCGUCCCUUACCCCGUCCCGCCCCCAGGACGGUCUUCGUCACCGGCGCAAACGGCUACAUCGGCUCCGCGGUAUGCCGAUCCUUUGCCCGCGCAGGCUACCGAGUCUACGGGAUGAUCCGGCGUGCCUCGUCCGCCCCAAGCCUGUGGAGAGUCGAGGCAACGCCGGUGCAGGGCUCCUUCGACGACGCAUCGUGGGUCGACACACUGAUCUCUACGGCCUCCACGUUCGACGUGCUGGUCAACUGCGUCGAGUCCUUCCCGGACUACGAGGCGCACUACGAGAAAGUCAUCAUGGUCAUGCUUCGUCUGGCGCGGGCGAGCAACGACAAAGGCGUGCGACCCCUGCUCCUCUGGACGUCCGGAUGCAAGGACUACGGUCUCGGCUCUGUGCGGGCUGACGGCUCGGUGCCCCUUCACACGGAGGAGACAGUCGAGGACCCGCCCACAGAGGCCAUCCGGCAGAGGGCGCAGACGUCCCGCCGCAUCUACGAGCACGCCGACGUCCUCGACGGCGUGCUGCUGCGUCCGACCUCCGUCUACGGUUACUCGAGCAGCUACUACGCCACGCUGAUGGACUACGCCGACGACCAGCGCGGAAGCGGUGCCCAUGUCCUCCCUCUCCCCGUCGACCCGGAGACGCCCAUGCAUGCCUUGCACGUCGACGACUGCGCGGAGGCGUACGUCGCGCUUGCGGAGCACGGGGACAGGUCUGCUGUCGCGGACCAGACGUUCAACAUCUCGUCGUACAGGUACGAGACCGCUCGGGAGAUCGGAGAGGCCCUCGCCAAGGGUUACGGGUUCAGGGAUGGUGUCGUCUUCCCCCCCGUGGAUGAGGCCGGUGAUCAGUUCCCUGCCAGCGUGGCCUUUACCUUCGGUUUCCCUCAGUGGGUGGCCAGUGAGAAGAUUCGUAACCUCACGGGGUGGCGUGAUCGCAGGGCCCUCUUCACCGAGGACAUCGACACGUAUAGACGGUCGUAUGAGGCUGAGAAGGCCAGGGGGCACGAGAAUAUUGAUCUAGCUCGUGAUAGGCUGGCCAAGAUCGGCACCAUGGAGGUCGGGAGGGAGUGA
Molecule: messenger RNA, 1077 nt
Organism: Geosmithia morbida
Lineage: Eukaryota; Fungi; Ascomycota; Sordariomycetes; Hypocreales; Bionectriaceae
Product: Nucleoside-diphosphate-sugar epimerase
Exons: 1
Coding region: 1-1077 (358 amino acids)
Source: RefSeq, a predicted model, not a curated record